AGUGGAUUCAAGUUUGUUCAAAUGAACCUGGUCGUACUCCCUUUUAAGGGGACAUAGUACUAUGACGUAGUACAAUGUGGAGUAGUUGUAGGUGUGUGAUGUAGUACAAUUAUAAAGUAGUUUAGGAGCAUGACAUAGUACACUUUAGAAUAGUUGUAGGUUUAUGGCAUAGUUCACUAUAGAUUAGUUGUAGAUAUAUAACAUAGUACAAUAAUAGAAUAUUUGUAGAGAAGACAUAUAUGUAUAAGAAAUAAAGUUCGCGUUUUUGUGUGUUAAAGCUACGAGGUGGAGAACUGUUGUUUUGAAUUAUAAAAGCCGAGGAGUUAUAUUUCAAAGAACAUACACGAAAACCAGAACUUUAUUUCUAUUCUACUACAGCUCAGAACUAUACAGCCGAUCAUUUUCAUAUAUAUAGAUACGAAUUAGGUCAUUGAGUGACGUGGCAGUUUCCGAAACGGCCUACAUUGUUUUUUGUUGACGAAAAAGGUGAGAUGGUAGGGGUAUUCUAAAUCUAUUUUGAAAAAAAGUAUUUCAGGUAUUUAGUUUGAUGUUAACGGAUUCUUAUCAACUGUUUUGAAUACACAGUUCAAGAAAAACGCGUCUGUGCAUCGCCAUGUGUACAUGUGUAUCGCUCUCGGAGGUUUAUACUGAAUGACAAAUGUUCUUCAGUCAAUUAUGAAUUUGUUUUCAAAUAUAUAUUGAUAGAUUUUAAUGAUUAUAAAAUUGAAUUAUCAGUCAUCGAUAUAACUGUUGUGUUCGCAAAAUACGAAGUGCAAGCGAGAUGAGUAUCAAUAUUCUCAUAAUCAGUUGUUAUGUUUGAAGGUAUAUCGCAGAAUAAUGACCGCGGCAUUCCUUUGAUCUUUGCAGUGACCGUGGUAGAGUGUAGAGUAAUUGUAGAUCUAUGAUGUACAUUAUAGAGCAGGUGUAGGUGUAUGACACUACAACAGAGUUGUAGAUGUAGGACAUAUAGUUCAUUUUAGGUACAUGUAUAUAACAUAGUUCACACUAUAGAUUAAUUGUAGGUGUGUGGCAUAGUACAAUAUACAUGUAGAAUCGUUGUAGGUGUAUUAUAUAAACAAUGAUUUCUUGCAAAAUUCAGGUUUAGGGGGAGUGAUCAAGGAUUAUAAUAUAUAGACAGUGAUGUGCAGUAUCAAAGUUCAUAUCAUUGAUUCAGAUAUGUUAUUGAACUUUUUCAUGUGACCUCAUAAUGCAAACCUAUUUUCAUGCUGAAAGUCAAGAUGUCGGCACUGGCUUAUGUAACAGACUGGUUUGUUCCAGCUUGUGGAUGGAAGAUGAGGAGAAACUGAUUCUUUAUAAUUAUGAAACCGCACACAACUCGGGCAUAUGUCAAUUCAUAAUGUCAUCUUGUUGAAAUCAAUACAUGUAUAAAGCUAGAGACAGUUGUUGACUCCGAUCCUGAUUAUGCGCAAAAGGCCUGAAGCUGAUAAAUCAGCUUAAUUCCGCAAAUUAACAAUCUGUUCAUAAAUAUUGAUGAAGUGUAAAUAUUUCCAGAAAUCCCACGCCCAUCUGAGAUACAAAUGGGAGUUCUCUGUCAACCUUCGGCCAAGUGACAUCACUUUGUUUUAAAAAAUGUGACAAUGGAAUGAGUUAAAUCUCUAAGUACCACGUGUUGCACUUGGCUGUACCGCUAUUAUCGGGCUCAUAACUUUUUAGACCUUCUUAGCACGUUUGAUUUUCUUUUGAGAAAGUGGUGCACUGAAAAGAAUGAGCCAUGAGUGAUCAGUUUGGUGAUUUGCUGGAUGGUGACGUCUCCCAACGUUUAAAACUUUGUACCCCAGGAGAACCGGAGGCGGACUCCAGUGAUGUUCUUAAAAUUCUACAGUUUUUUCUAGCACCAGAUCUACCUGAAAUCCCUUCAUGGGAACAAGGGCUAAAAAUCGCGUUCUAUAUCCCACCUAUUUUAGUAGAUGUUGUGGGAAAUAGUUUGGUUAUCCUCAUUGUGGCUUUGAACAAGAAGAUGAGAACGACCACAAACUUACUGAUUUUGAAUCUCAGUGUGUCCGACAUAAUGGUGGCCUGUUUUUGUAUGUGGAUUCACUUGGCCACACAACUUCAGCAGGGGAAUCUGUGGCCCUUUGGCGCGUUUCUGUGUAAAGUGACGUCUUUUGUUCAAGUUACGUCUCUGACAUCCAGUGUGCUGACGCUGACCAUUAUUUCCCUGGAGCGAUUUCUGGCGAUAGUGUUCCCACUACGACAAAAAAUGUCCCACAGAGCAGUGAUAGUGGCCAUCACGUGUACAUGGAUAGUUUCAGCAGGAACGGCCUUCCCUUACCUACUGGUGAAGAAACAGACAGAGCACCAAUUCAAAGAUGUAUUACGAUCGCGAUGCAGGGAAAAGUGGCCAUCUUAUAACACUGGACUGGGCGAAGAUGGAUCCUGCAAAACAGAUGAGCCAGGAAAGAAGCUAUAUUACACUCUCACCUUAAUCAUCAUGUACGUCAUACCCAUUUUGGUAAUGGGAAUCACCUACACUAUCAUUACCGUGACCCUCAUCAACCGGAAGGGACCCGGGGGUAAAUCCACCUCCUCCGUAGACAGAGCCAGGAAAAAGGUUAUUCGCAUGUUGAUUGUGGUCCUGGUAUCCUUCGUCAUCUGCUGGACUCCACAGUGGGUGUUCCUGAUGUACGACGCCCACUACCCACCUACAGGAGACACACAGAGGCCUCCUUACUUCGUUGCGCUGAAGUACGUCGCUCUGUACAUAGCCUACAGUAACAGCGCCAUCAACCCAGUCAUGUAUGCCGGCUUCAAUGAGAACUUCCGGCGGGGCUUCUUAGAUGUCUUCAGAUGUCGCAUCUGGAACAAGAAAAACAGAAUACAUUCAGAUAUCGGAAAUUCGACAGUUGCUCGAGGGUCCAUGAGGCACAGAGGAGGAGUCAUGAGCGGAAAAACAGCGGUGACGACAGUGCAGACAACAAUGGAGGAAAACGCGCAUGUUUACGGCUCUACCAACGACUGAUGAACAUUAGAUAGACAUUGUGUUGACUGAUGAACAUUAGAUAGACAUUGUGUUGACUGAUGAACAUUAGAUAGACAUUGUGUUGACUGAUGAACAUUAGAUAGACAUUGUGUUGACUGAUGAACAUUAGAUAGACAUUGUGUUGACUGAUGAACAUUAGAUAGACAUUGUGUCGACUGAUGAACAUUAGAUAGACAUUGUGUUGACUGAUGAUCAUCAAAUGUAGACAUUGUGUUGACUGAUGAUCAUUAGAUAGACAUUGUGUUGACUGAUGAACAUUAAAUAUAGACAUUGUGUUGAGUGAUGAACAUCAAAUAUAGACAUUGUGUUGACUGAUGAACAUCAAAUGUAGACAUUGUAUUGACUGAUGAACAUCAAAUGUAGACAUUGUAUUGACUGAUGAACAUCAAAUGUAGACAUUGUGUUGACUGAUGAACAUCAAAUGUAGAUAUUAUGUUGACUGAUGAACAUAAAAUAGACAUUGUGGUGACUGAUGAACAUUAAAUAUAGAAAUUGUAUUGACUGAUGAACAUCAAAUAUAGACAUUGUGUUGACUGAUGAACAUCAAAUGUAGACAUUGUAUUGACUGAUGAACAUCAAAUGUAGACAUUGUAUUGACUGAUGAUCAUCAAAUAUAGACAUUGUAUUGACUGAUGAACAUCAAAUAUAGACAUUGUGUUGACUGAUGAACAUCAAAUGUAGACAUUGUGUUAACUGAUGAACAUCAAAUGUAGACAUUGUGUUAACUGAUGAACAUCAAAUGUAGACAUUGUGUUAACUGAUGAACAUAUGAACAUCAAGUGUAGACAUUGUAUUGACUGAUGAACAUCAAAUGUAGACAUUGUAUUGACUGAUGAUCAUCAAAUAUAGACAUUGUAUUGACUGAUGAACAUCAAAUAUAGACAUUGUGUUGACUGAUGAACAUCAAAUGUAGACAUUGUGUUAACUGAUGAACAUCAAAUGUAGACAUUGUGUUAACUGAUGAACAUCAAAUGUAGACAUUGUGUUAACUGAUGAACAUAUGAACAUCAAGUGUAGACAUUGUAUUGACUGAUGAACAUCAAAUGUAGACAUUGUAUUGACUGAUGAUCAUCAAAUAUAGACAUUGUAUUAACUGAUGAACAUCAAAUAUAGACAUUGUGUUGAUUGAUGAACAUCAAAUAUAGACAUUGUGUUGACUGAUGAACAUCAAAUGUAGACAUUGUGUUGACUGAUGAACAUUAAAUAGACAUUGUAUUGACUGAUGAACAUCAAAUGUAGACAUUGUGUUGAUUGAUGAACAUCAAAUGUAGACAUUGUUUUAACUGAUGAACAUUAAAUAGACAUUGUGUUGACUGAUGAACAUCAAAUAUAGACAUUGUUUAACUGAUGAACAUCAAAUAUAGACAGUGUGUUGACUGAUGAACAUCAAGUGUAGACAUAUAUUGACUGAUGAACAUCAAAUGUAGAUAUUGUGUUGACUGAUGAACAUUAAAUAGAUAUUGUAUUGACUGAUGAACAUCAAAUAUAGACAUUGUGUUACUGACAGAUACUGAAUUUAGACAUUGUGUUGACUGACGAAUACUGAAUGUUGACUGACGGACACUAUGUUGCCUGAUAAAUACAGAACGUAGACAUUGUAUUGACUGAAGGAUAAUUGAUGCAUAUAUUGUAUGUUGACUGAUGGACACUGUAUGAAUGUAGACAGUGUGUUGACUUAUAAAUACUGAAUGUUG
Ostrea edulis (European flat oyster) is the source of this 4695-nucleotide messenger RNA. Its product is annotated as allatostatin-A receptor-like. The coding region runs from base 1733 to 2980 and encodes 415 amino acids. Gene Ontology annotation, cellular component: membrane. Gene Ontology annotation, molecular function: neuropeptide Y receptor activity; peptide binding. Gene Ontology annotation, biological process: G protein-coupled receptor signaling pathway. The record is from RefSeq and is a predicted model, not a curated record. Lineage: Eukaryota; Metazoa; Mollusca; Bivalvia; Ostreida; Ostreidae. The transcript is spliced from 6 exons.